GUCAAUUUGAAGUGUGAACAUCGUGAACGUACAAUCCUGUGCUCAUCAUGACUGGAAGAGGAAAGGGAGGAAAAGGUCUGGGUAAAGGAGGAGCCAAGCGUCACCGAAAAGUGCUGCGGGAUAACAUCCAGGGCAUUACCAAGCCCGCCAUCCGCCGUUUGGCUCGGCGCGGAGGAGUGAAACGUAUCUCCGGUCUCAUCUACGAGGAAACCCGUGGCGUCCUGAAAGUAUUUCUGGAGAAUGUGAUUCGUGAUGCGGUCACUUACACUGAACACGCCAAGCGUAAGACCGUCACCGCUAUGGAUGUGGUGUAUGCUCUGAAGCGUCAGGGCCGCACUCUGUACGGUUUUGGAGGCUAAAUUUAUCUCUAUAAAACUUCCAUGUGGAGUCUCAAAUCAAACGGUCCUUUUCAGGACCACAAUACAUUACUCAAGAGCUGUGUCUUUCGCAACAUUAAAAUGUUUUAUUUGAGAGAAAAAAUGUCUAU
This is a messenger RNA of Anopheles gambiae (African malaria mosquito), 487 nucleotides long. Its product is annotated as histone H4. The transcript has a single exon. Lineage: Eukaryota; Metazoa; Arthropoda; Insecta; Diptera; Culicidae. Gene Ontology annotation, cellular component: nucleosome. Gene Ontology annotation, biological process: nucleosome assembly. Gene Ontology annotation, molecular function: structural constituent of chromatin; DNA binding; protein heterodimerization activity. Bases 48 to 359 code for a protein of 103 amino acids. The record is from RefSeq and is a predicted model, not a curated record.